Molecule: messenger RNA, 5613 nt
Organism: Cherax quadricarinatus
Lineage: Eukaryota; Metazoa; Arthropoda; Malacostraca; Decapoda; Parastacidae
Source: RefSeq, a predicted model, not a curated record
UGCCAAGGGUGUGAACGUGUGGAGUCACUGGAUACCAAGUUUUGUGAUUCCGAUCUUAAAUUACCGAGUGGCAGCAUGGUAUUUAUGAUAAUCUAAAUAACCUGCUGCUGAAGGCCUGGAAAAUUCCCAAGAAUAAUCCGGUGUAGAUAGCUUUUUAACAGAAAUAUGGAAAGAGACACUGAAUACCCGAUCACAGACUCGACCUGUGGUGUUGGCGACGCUCUGGCAGGAGAACCAUACUUUAAAGACGAUCAACAAUGACCUUAUUUUAAUGUAUGCCAUUGUCUCCAGUGGCUAUAACACUGCUACAUCAACAAGGAUAAUCUCGUGUUUACCAAUGGAACGUUGUGCAAGUCAUAUAAUAUGAAUUCAGACAAUAAUACAACACAAUAUGACGCAAGGGGCUGCAACAAGUGGCAACUCGAUGCUCUCCAAACCCUUGUAAUUUGACAAGUACUGAAGAAAACUUAUGAUAUUUCGUCAGUUUAUCAUCGAAACGUUAGGGACUCAAUCUAAAUGUAUACAACUUUAACAAGAGAGCCGAGAACGCAGACAAGGGCGGUGGAGGCGACUACAACGAUGACUACAACUGUGCAGAUGGUUCCACUGGUGGGUCCUGCUUACCUCAGACGCGGCGCACAGGUGUGUGGCAGGAAGGUAGGCAGGACCUGCAUCUUCCUACUGGCGAGCUUCGGCGUCGCCUGCAGUAUGAUAGGUGUGGUCUUGUUCACCUCUGACCUGCAAAUGCUGACGGGGUUCUGGAUUGCUGGCACCUUAAUGAUGGUUCUCGGAGUUGUGUUGAUGUUGAUGUUCUUCACUCUGUGUUGCAUCGCCUGGCAUGCUUUCCAGGCUCUUCCAUCUGGACAUCCAGACCGUGUUAAGUUGUACCGCCCUGUUCCUGUGGGCCCUUUGCGAACUUCCAGCACUUACCAGCUCCUGCCGAGACAGGCUCCUAGUUAUGCGCCGGUGCCUGCAGGGCAACAGCCUGGUGCCUGUUCUUCAUCACCCAGAGCACAGCCAGGUAGCUACUGUAAGUCACCUGGUGGGAUGAUAUCUGGUUAUCCUUCAUCCCCUGGGGAUCUUACUAAUGAAUAUUCUACGUUACCUGGAAGAUUAACCCCUGGCUAUCCUCCAUCACCUGGAGGACUGUCUGCUGGUUAUCCUACAAUACAUGGAAGACGGGUUGUUGGGUAUCCUUCAUCGCCAAGACGAAAUAGCAGUGGUUAUUCGACAUUACCCGGAGGCAGGGCUGUUGGCUAUCCUAUGGGGCAAAGUCUCGGCACUCCUACUUCCCCUAGAGGACAACAUGCUGGUUAUCUCACACCACACGGAAGCCAAACUGCUGACUACUCAACUUUACCUGGGGGUCGGGCCGCUGGCUAUCACACGCCGCUCUUAAUGCAACCCUUCAGCUACCUGGAGUCACCUCGAGGGUCAAUAGGGGGUUACUCUACACUGCCUGUACAACACCUCACUCCUGGAUAUCGCUCGCCAGUGGGAGAACGAAGCCCUGGCUACCUGACACCUACUGUGGGCCAAACAAUGUACAAAGAUGAAGUGAAGACUAGGUUAUUCGCACCUGAAGCCAGCGCCACCUCAACACCCCAAGGAACCUACAAAAGAAGAGAAGAACGGCCGCAGUACUCUAAUGGCCUCCCUGAGUCUUAAAUCCUCAACAAUCUUUGCUUCCUCUCUAUAUGAAAGACAACAAGCUGGGGGCAGGUGCCCGCAGCUCCGUUACCGAAUGUUUUACAUACGAAGUGAUACUUUUGUAUCGAAUUAGGCUGGUACUUGAUUGAAGGGAUAUAAAUAUGUGGGUUAUUUGGUCCCGAGGCACGAUAGAGGCUCGGUCCUCUGUUCUUUUAGACGUAUCACGGACACGUUACCAACUGUAGCUGCUCUAACAGCCACUUGCAGUACCUGUUUGAAAUACUUGCAUUUGUUGAUAUUAGUCCUUUUUAAGAGUUUAUUACCAGGAUGCAUUUCUCAUUGCGCUUUGUGGUGCGUUUCCUCAUUCGUUUAAAUACUCGAUAACUGAGAAGAAAUGUGAAGUUGCUGAUUAUACUGUGUUUCAUGAAGUCCUAAAGCCGUGUGAGUUAUUGAACACAAAGAAGUGAUGGAGACUCGAUCCUCCAUUCCCUAGUCGCGGAAGGGUUUCCGGCAAGUCAGGCUAUUGGUGACCACCGACACGUCGUAAAUCAAACUUUCAUUUGAGACGUUUUGCUCUGUGUACUGCUUUAGCAAAUGAGAUCUUGAGAAAGCUCUACAUAGAGUAAAACGUUAUCCCCGGAAAAUAAAAGUCCUGCAAGGUUUUUUUUUUUCACUGUUAUCGGCAGUCAUUGUGACGCCACUACUCAGUAAUUCGUAUAUAUGAAAGGGGACACUUGCGUCCAGUUCAGGACACUUUUCAAAGAAAGCCGUAGGACCUCUUUUGGGUUUAGCACUUAAUUAUAAUGAUAAACUUAUUAACGAAAACGUUUUCAUUAAUAAACGUCCUGAACUGUACACAAGUGUCCUUUUCCACAGUCUGUCGGUAUCACCAUACCAUUUACAACCCAUUUUUGAAUACCUUAGUGAGUCAAAGGAGGUGCAUUUGGGAAGCACCUGUGUUACGUACUGUAUUCCGAGGAGGCAACGUUGCUACAGGAAUAUUCCAUUAUGUUAAUGUAAAUGUAAUUCUCUUUAUAGAAUAAGUAACUUGCGUUUUUUUUUUCUUUAAAGGAUUGCAAACGUUAUGGUUAAAUAACCGAAUGUUUAUACGUCACCAAUUUAGACAGUUUACUUACUUAUGCAUUUGCGUCCUUAUAGUUUUUCAUCAAAUUUUUUUUUUUUUUUUUUUUGCAUGCUUACAGUUUAUCAUCUUCAUUCAUCCUUAUACUUUUAGGCUCUUAUUCUUUGGCAUCUUAAACUUUUGCAUUCUUAUACCUUUCACAUAUUCUCUCUCCUUAUACUUUUUCUAGUCAUAUAUUUUCGCGAACGCUCUUUGACCUAUCUCUGAUGAUAAAAAAAAAAGACGAAAAUUAUCUUUGUAAGUACAAAACAGAAAUGACCAAAUCGCACGUUUUAAAUGUAAUUAGUAAAAUGAGCGUUUAGUUUCAAUUAACGUGAUAGAGUAUUCACCUUCUGUGACUUCAAGAUUUAUUUAUAAAUUAUUAUUAUUGUGAAUUAUGUAUUAUUAUUAUUUUUAUUAUUAUUAUUAUUAUCAGUAUUAAAAUGUAAGUGCCUAACCCCAAUGGGUGUCAGUUUUUGUGCGUGGAGAUAAAGUCCCCCACAGAAAUAAAAGUCUUUGGUAGCAGAGAGCAACACUUUUUCAUAGCAAAACAAAUCCUAUCUGAAACAAAAAUGUCUUACGUUCAUACUCUGUAAGUUAUUUUGUGUUAAUUGCAAACAGUCAAGUGGCACUGAUUUGAAGAUGGUUAUUUCAGGUCGAUGCUCGCUCAAUCCUCUGUGCCAAAAAGGAAUAUAAAAUAAACCUUAGAGUAUCCAUAUCUUCCAAAGAUGAUUCCCGGUAAACCAAAGUGUUUUUUUCUAUUGCGUGUAAAUACAAAUAUGGUAUAAUACACGAAUAACAGGUACAUAGGAGAGAGAAGCUUUUGACGACGUUUCUGGCCGACUUAGACCCUUUACAAAGUCACACUAACAUAAGAGAGUAAGGCAGCCAGUAUAUAUAACCGAGGGAGCACUGGGACGGGACCAAGAGAGGAAGAAAAAGUAGUAGUGGCAAGGUAUUGUGCCUUUCUGUUCUUUAUAGGAGAGAGAAGUUGAAUGUGUCUUGUAAAUAGUCCAAGUCACACUAAACCAUCGUCAUUAAAUUCUCUACGUUCGGGUUAUUUAUGAAUUGUUCCAGUCACGGUAUUGUGCCUUUUUCUUCUUCAGAUAUGGUAUAGUUACCCCUAGAUCUGUAUGGGACGCUUUCCAUUAAUUCUUAGAAAGAGAUGCUACUACCGACAGAUGAGAAAAAAUUAUUUAACCGUGGGAUGCUAAAUUAGACCUAAUUCCUCUCAUGUGCUACAGCGGAACUUGAGAAAACCCAGCGGAACCUGGGCAAUAAAUUUUAUCUUGUAGACUAACGCAGGCAGGUCAAGGGCUCUUGAUCCAUGGAAUAGUGGCUACCUUUCCGUGAAUCGAGUCUGACAUUGUCUCUCAUUCCGUAUGGCGCUGAGUGAUCCCUGCUGGUUUAGCGCUCCUCAACCCCCCCCCCUCCCACUCCCAUGAAAUAAGUAAGCCAACUUGCAAAAUACCGACAAGUACGGUAAUACGUGUCGGUAUUUAUUACAGUUAUAACAAAGAAAGCAUUUAUUACACGACAUUUCGCUUAAUGGUAAGUGGUUUUUUUUUUUCAAGUUGUGACUUAGUAAUGAACGUACCGACGAAAUAGCUGAGCAUGAUUCCGCUACUUCAAGGUCAUUCCACUUCCUGACCACAGUAAAACUGAAGAAAUACUUCUUGACAUCCUUGCGACUCUUCCGUGUUUUUAUAUUCCAGUUGUGCUCUCGCAUACCAGUUAAUUUUUGUCAUCUGCAAACAUAUACCAUAAACUGAGCAGGUCCUACUACUGAUCCUUGCGGAACCGAUCUAUUUACUCUUUCCUAUUCUGAUAUCUCUAAUAAUCGCUAUUUGUUUCCUUCCCCUUAGGUACCUUGUUAUUUCCUACCCCUCAGGGACCCUGUUAUUCCGAUUUGUUCCUCGGAUUUUAUCCUAGUCUCUCAUGAGGUACAGCAUCAUAUACCUUCUUGUAAUCGAAGAAUAUGCACUCCACUAAUCCCUCCCUCUCAUGCUUCACUCUAUUACUCUGUCACAGAACUUCAGCAGGAUUGCGAGAUAAGAUUUGGCAUCAUUAAAUCCAUACCGGUUAUUGUUUGUGAGAUCACUCUCUCCUAAUGCUCCGCCACUCUCCUUCUGAUUAAAAUUUUCAUUAGCUUACGCAGAACGAAUUUCAGUGAUACUAGUCUUUAGUUUAUUGAUUUCUGUGCUUAUUUUCUUUAAUGUUGGGAGAGUAUUUGAUGUUUUCCAGAUCUGUGGCAUUUAUCUUAUAUCUAUUGACUCAAAGAUUUUAGUUAAGUAAGACGUAUGGGCAAAAAUUAGGUAUCCUUAUUCCAAAACGUUCCGCCUACACACUAUUCUUAUGUCGAAUACAGAGAAAACAGCAAAAACAGUGGAGGAGUAAAGAUGGUGUAAUUACGCUCGACGAAGUAGUCUUCAAAUGGUGGAUCCUUCAGCCUGGAGAAGAGUUAAGCUGAACUCCUCUCUAGGCUGAGGGACUGGCUACCUCAAAACUACUUCGUCGAGGGAGGACUGAUUACAUCAACUUUACACAUCCACUGGAGGACUGAUUACAUCAACUUUACACCUCCACUGCUUCUGCUGUCGUCUUUAUAUUCGACUGAAGAAGCUUGCUGUGUAGGCAAAACGUUUCGGAAUAAAGAUACAUAAUUUUGCAGAUGUGCCUUAGUAAUCUACAUAUCGGCAUUGUAUACCACUGUUAUAUUCACAAGAUUUUUAGCUGGUGGUUCGGAGCUGCUGUUUCAUGUGGAAUCCGCGUGCGCGAGUGUGUGUGUGUGUGUGUGUGUGUGUGUGUGUGUGUGUGUGUGUGUGUGUGUGUGUACUCACCUA